This is a messenger RNA of Peromyscus californicus insignis, 7103 nucleotides long. RefSeq names its product coiled-coil domain containing 122 (gene Ccdc122). Lineage: Eukaryota; Metazoa; Chordata; Mammalia; Rodentia; Cricetidae. Bases 662 to 1537 code for a protein of 291 amino acids. The record is from RefSeq and is a predicted model, not a curated record. The transcript has 7 exons.
UCCCCCACCCCCACCCCCUUUCUGCUUAUUCUGUGCUUUCGUUUGGGAUCAACAUCCUUGACGGCCAGCCCCCUUCACUGUGUCCUAAAAGGAACCUAGGAUAUCCCUAAUAGGACAGAAUGCAUUCAUUCUUAGAGUAGUAAUAAGAUCAAAAUUCAGUACCCUUUAUCCUCCAAGGGUUUAAUGUAAUUUUGAAACGACACUUAUGGAAAUCAAGUACCGUUGUAAAUGGGAAUAUAGCUAACCUUCCACAUAGAAGAGAACGUAAGAGAAGGCCUAUUUUCUGUAGACUGGGAUAUGGAGGAAGGAGAGGAGGGUCCUUUGUCUGCCUUGGUGUUCCUGUGGGUGCUGACCAUGUUUUUCCUGAACGAGGAGACUCUAGGGUAUCUGGGAGUUUAGAAGAGUUCUUGUAAGUGUGCACCGGCCUCGACUUGACUAGAGACCAAGGAAUGUGUAUCAUUUCUUCUGGACAGACCAAUUCUGAUGCUAUUUGUCCUGACCCCGAAAUGGCCUCUUCUGUCACCUUUCCACUCCUGUGAGUGCAGUUCCCUCUUCCUUUCUUGAUGACUGGAGUCCGCAUGCCUCCAUCUUAUCAGCUGCUCCUAAGAAAAGGGAGUAAAGAAGGUGAACUAAUCCAGGGAAAGGAGCUAGUAAACAAAGAAUGUCAGAAGACAGAGAACAGAAGAAGGAAGGCAUUCCUAAAGAAGCUAUGAGCAAAGAAGACACGUCUUCAUUAACAGAUGUUGUAGAGCAAGUUGCAAAACAACAACAAUCACAAACAUCUGAAAUAGAAAAACAUAAAAGAGUUCUGUUCCAUUUGCAGAUUGAACUUCAUGAUCUUGAAAAACAAAUAGCAGCUAUUGCUGCAGAAGCCAAAGAAACAGAGAAGCAAAUGCACCAGCAAGAUGCUGCCAUGGAGAAUUCCAGACUUCAUUGUGGACUCUUGGAAGCUCAAAUUGAGUCCUUAUAUUCAGAAAGUGUAAAGCUGAAAUUUGAUACAGAAGCAGCCCAAGAACAAUUUGAGGAACAAAUGAUAAAAUAUAAUGCAUAUUAUGCAAAAAUAAAAGCCUAUAAAGAUAGUUUAGUAGAGACAGAAAGCAAAUGCUCAUUUAUGACUGAACUCUAUGAAAAACGAGAGCUCAUCAAAAACUUAAAGACAAUGAAAGAAGAUCUUAGGGAAGAUCUCCAAAAUCCACAAGGAAGAUAUGCAACACAAAUACAGGAAGACAUUUCAAAGCUAACGAAUAAAAUUAUGACAAUAAAAGAUUCAAUCAUUGAGAAAACAUAUUUCAUUGAAGAAGAGAAAAAGACACAUGAAAGACUAAGAAAAGAAAUAGAGGUACAACAUAAGAGAUAUGAUGCAAUUCUUAAGCGUUUGCAUUGCCAGGUGAACAAGAUUCAGUUAAACAGGAGGAAAUGGCAAUGGAACAUCCAACAACUGGAAAAAACUGCAGCUGAGUUAAAAAAGCGCCUCGGAGUGAAAGAAGCCCAGGAAAUACAGAAGAGACCAACAGCAUCGUGGGAAAGAAUACUGUGAAGACCCUUUGGGCUCCUGAGAGCCAGCACCCAGUGGCAGAGGCCUGUCUCAAUGACCGAUAUUUUCUUUUUCUUUUUCCUCCUCCUCUUCCUUCUCUUUGUUUCAGUCGCGUAUCUACUGGUUAAAGUGCCUCCUAUCUACAGUGCACGGUAGAAAAUAGCAGUGCUUACAGGAAGCUAGCCGAAGAGUGUGUGUGCAUUCAGAUUUCCUUACACUCCUGAAUGCCUCCGUAUAAUAAUGUUGAAUUCACUACCCUACAAAGUGAAAAUUUAGAAGAAACAAUUGGGUUUCCAAGGACUUCAAUUGCUGAAGUAUCUAAAAAAUAGUUGUCUGUUUCAAACUUUUUAUUAGAUUUUUUUACAACUGUCUUUGCAAUAGCCCAUGAAUAUUAAUAUUCAUGAUAAUAUCAUUAUAUGUUUAAUGCAUCAACUAUUUUAUUGUUUCCUCUUUUCUCCAGGAGGUAGCAAUCAUUUUCCUUUGUUUUUAAAUAAUAUAUUUUAGAGUGUUACAAUACAUAAAAUUUGUGUUUACUCUUCAGUCUAUAAAUUCUUUAUUCCUAUAUUGUGACUAAAAUAAAAUUAUAGCAUCAUAUAAGGCAGACAUACAAUAAAACUCUUCAAAGAGAUAUUUUUCCACAUUGAAAGGCAAAUUUUUUGUCAAUGGCAAUAAAUUGAAUGUAAAAACACCUCUGAAGAUAAAAUUGCUCUCUUUAAUGCUCUAUUGAUCACAACUACAGAGAAGCAAAAAUAAAUAUUAAUUACUGAAGACACAGUUUUAAAAUAUUCACUUGUGGGAUUACAUAAUUUCAAAGAAGCAACAUUGAAAAGAUAUUCUGAAUUCAUUUCUCACCUUUCUGUGUGCCUAACAUUCAGUAAGUAUAUAGCUAAUAGAAAACCUGAUAUUAGCAAUCUCAUUAUGCCUGGUGUUAAGAGUCUUAGCACAGUUCAGAAUGGUUUACUACAGUUAACACUUCACAUGGCUGGGCCUGUAACAUAAUCAGCUUUGCUCCCAGACUCAGAAGUGCUACUACAGAUAGAAAGGGUUAAACUUACAGACUGCUCAGCUUGAGACAAGGUUGAACUAGAUGCUGCAUGUCUAGAUAUGUGUUAGCACAAUAUGCACGUUCAAAGCUCUGGUUUCCUCAUCUCCCUUUAAGUUUAUAAUUGUGAUCACUAACAGCUUUAGUUAUUGUGAAAGGACAGAUACUGGCAGAAGGUGCUGCUAAGGAACCCCGAGUCAAGACAGUCCAAGGCUGCAGAGUAUGCUUUAUUGAGGAUUGUUAGAGGUUCUUUUCCUAUCGCCCUGAUAAAAUAUCCUGACAAAAGUAACUUACAGGAGAAAAGGCUAAUUUUAGUUUAUAGUUCCAGGUUAAAGUUCAUCUUGGCAAUGAAGUCAGGGCAUCAGGAGCUUAGUACAGCUGACUGCAUUACUUCCACAAUCAGAAGAACAGCAAAUAUAUGCACUGGAGUGUUCUGUUUACAGGAUGCCCAGCCCAGGGAAUGGGCUCACCCACGGUAGGAAGGUCUUCCCACCUUUAAUCAAGAUAAUCACCCAGAUGCUCAUAGGUCCAUCUUUCAGAUGAUUCUAACUUGUUAAGCAGGCAGUUAACCCUAACCAUCACAAGGAAUUAGACCAGAAGCGUAGUCAAGAGUGGCUACACGCCCAGUGAAUCCCCAUGACUUGGGUCCCAGGGGAGAGCAUUUAAAAGAGUGACUUGCUUCUAAGCUUCUAAGCCACAGUGCACCUGGUUUUAUCUCAAGCUGACGUCAACAUCAGCAUAUUCCUGCUGCUGAAGGUGCAUAUCUAGUCUUAUAGCUGCACAUAGCACCCUUAGGUUAUGUUUAUUUAUAUAUGCUUGGACACUAUGCAAAGGAGUAAGGAGUCCAACCAGGGCUUCUUGAGACAACCAUAAUGAUUAUAAUUCAAGACCUGAAGUCUAGUCAAACUAGAGUCCUCCGGUUAUGCAUUUGAAGCUUCCUUUUUAAAUGAUACGAAGCAAAUAAAGCUACUUGAGAUGAGGAGUUGUAGUUGAGAAAACAAUGAUUUUUUUAUAAUGAUGCAUGCAUUUAGUUUCCAUUUUAUGAUAGUUAUGUGAAAGAUAUAUUGUUCUUUUUAAUCAUUAAAAUGAUUUCAGAUAAUGGAGGCUUUCAUAGUAAUCAAGAAGAAAUAGUAACUGGGUAUGGUAGCUCAGGCCUGUGGUCCCAGAGCUAAGAUAGGCUUGAGGCAGGGGAGGUACAGGAGGAGUUUCAGGCCAUUCUGAGCUUCAGUGUGGGUCUUGAUUUCAAAUGAACAAACAAACUAACUAAAGAACUGACUCUGCUGGAUGAAUUUUUUUUUCAACUCAACACAAGCUAAGAUCAUCUAGGAAGAGGAAAAUUCAGUUGAGAAAACGCUUCCCUCAAAUUGCCCUGUAGGCAAGCCUGUGCAUCAUUCUCUUGAUUAAUAAUUGGUGUAGGAGAGUUGAGCCCACAGUGGGCAGUUCCACCCCUGGGUAGCUAGUCCUGGGUUCUAUAAGAAAGCUGGCUAAGCAGGCCAUGGAGAGCAAGCCCGUAAGCAGUGUCCCUCCAUGGCUUUUGCUUCACUUCCUGUCUCCAGGUCUCCACCUUGAGUUUCUGCCCUAACUGCCCUGCAUGAUGUAAGAUGAAAUAAACCCAAGUUUAUUUUGGUUUUUCCCAAGUUGCUUUUGGUUAUGCUGUUUAUUACAGCAAUAGGAAGCAAGCUAGAACACCAACCAAGCUCAAAUAUCCCUAAAAUUUGAAAUAUAAGAAAACUGGUAUUUCAACACAUUAAUAAAGUGUUAAGUUAGAGAAUUGUGUGAUUUUUAUUUCUAUAUAACACAUAUAGAACUACCGUUCUAUAUUAGGCUAUUCUCUGUUACUGUAACAAAAUGCCUGAUCUGGGUACUUCUAAAGAAAGGAAAUUCAUUCAAUUUUCACAAUAUUGGUAGCUGAAAGUCCAAACAGCACAGCUCCUGCCCUGGCUGUGGAUUCCUUACAGUAUCCCCUCAUGGUGGGUCGCAUCAUGGUGGGGACACAUACAGAAUGACAGAUCACAUUGUCAAAUAUCAGGUCAAGGAGCUGCUGAGGAUUAGAGUCCCAGGAGAACUGUGUUGAUCUCUUCUGAGGGCAUAUCACUGAAGAGGCAAGGGCCUACCACUAGGCCUUGUCUCUUAAAGCCUGCACCACCUCAGCAUCACCACAGUGAGGACCACGCGCAACACAUGAGCUCUUGGGGGACAUAUUCAAGUCCUAGCCAAACUAACUGUGACAAUGUCUUUCUCACAAAGACUUCGCUUUCAAAUUCUUUGGGAUAAACCCAUAGUUAUUUUCUUCUCUUUAGAAGUGCUCCAAGUUCCUGGGGGGGGGCAUACAUUGUUUUGUCAGUAGGGGUGGGUCAUACCCCUAGGUCAAGUGCCAUUGUCUGACCUCUCUGACCUCUGCAGAAAUGUCAUCUACUCCAACUGGUCUCAAACACCAUCUUCUGGCUGUGCUGUACCUGCAGUUGCUUACUGUAGUCAUGGUCAAGGAAAAUGUUCUGUUUUUGACCAUGGCUCUUUUAGUCACUUGACUAGUUGUGUGAUUUUCCAAAACACUACCUAUAUGUCCAAUCACCAAGCCUUUUCUCAUCUAUUCAAUUCUGUCAUUGGAUGUGCUUGCCAACUUUUAACUGACUGCUUUGUUAUUCUGUCCACGUACUCUUCUCCUCUGAUCUCUGCUCUAAACCGAGGGUUCUGUAGUUCUCCUUGCUUUGGGUGACUCAGCAGAUUUUCUCUCUCUCUAAAGCCACAAUCUUCUACAGCUAUGAUUUAUAGAUACUUCUGUUGUGGACUUUAAAAAUCCCAAUAUGAAACUCAAAACUAGUAUGAGAGCUCUUGGUUCUCAGCAGCAUGUGCCCUGAGCCUGCUAGGUGAUACCACCUAAAUUAUCAGAACCAGGUAAUAAAUGCAAAGAAACAGUGGGAAGAAAAAACCUGCAACCACUACCUCACAAAUUAACUCACAAUAUAUACACUGCGUGGGUGAAUUAGAGCUAACCAAUGUGAAGAGACUGGAAUUUUCUUGAAAGCCCUAUUUUAAUAAUAAUGGAGGUUCCAGAUUACAUGUUAUUAAAGCCAGCCAUGACAGUGUUAAGAUGCUCUCAUGGCCAAUAUGAAUAACUUGUACAUACUAUCUUAAGACCAGAUCUCUUCCAGGCUAUUGGCUAGUGGUGCUAUUUUCCAAAACAUUGUGUAUAUGAAACAACAAUAAGCAACAGCAAUGUGCUGAGUGAACAUUUACCUAAUUUGGCAAAUGGCAUACAUUAUCUCUUUUAGUUCUCAGAAUGAGGUUUAAGGUAGCUUUUAUUAUCUCUGAUUUGUAGGUGGGCAAAUGCAGGCUUAAACAAGACUUGCCCAAGAUAUCGUUGCACAACUCAGCAGGGGCAUAGUUGAAGAUCAAACUCCUAGUGUAUCUGCCUGACAGCACAAGGAAAUGAUUCUAAAAGUAAAUUCAACUUAACUACAAUAAGCAAUAAUAUUUUUGUCUGUAUCAUUGUGAUAGACUAUAGGCAUCAAAUAAAUUUGACCAAAGAAAGAAAAUUGAUAGUUAAAACUGAGCAGCACUGAAAAGCACAAGUAACAUUCCAUGAGGGUCAGCACCUGAAAACCAUUUUGGUUAAGGAAAAUGGAAUUUGCUUUGUAGACAUUGUCUUGAUGUAGAUGUAACCAUCUUAAUUAAAUAAGAAACACAGAGCCAAAUACAGAGUUAAAAGCCCAAGAAGUCAGAGAAGUAGCUGAGAGCUGAGACUUAAAACUGCCUUCUUACCCUUCCUGGCACUGCUGUCCUUCCCCUCAGCAAGAGACCUACUUCCCGUGUAUCUGUCUUUUUAUUGACUUUCUGUUCUGCCUUCUCAUUGGUUGUAAGCCCAACCACAUGACCUCCUCAUCACUGCCUGUCUGUACAGACCUCCAGGUCUUCUAUGGUUGGUAUUGAGAUUAAAGGCAUGUGUCUCCAUGCUGGCUGUAUUCUUGAACACACAGAGAUCUGUCUGUCAUGUGAUUUGGAUUAAAGGCGUGCGCCCCCACCGCCCGGCUUCUGCUAUGGCUUGCUAUUAGCUUUGACCCCCCCAGGCAACUUUAUUUAUUAACAUACAAAUAAAAUCACAUUUCAGUACAAAUAAAAUAUCACCAUAUCUUGAAACCUUUUAAAGUUCACACAGGAGAUGCCACUGAGACCUUCAUCACCUUAAACCAACACAGAAUUCACUGUCUGCCUAUAAAAGUUGCAAAAGGCUCAUGCUAGUACAGUUUAGGACUAGCAGACUGGUAGUCUGUGAUUCAGGAGCGUGUGUAAAUUGGAUUAGCUACUUGCUCAUUUUUCAGUUGCUCAUUCAGUAUUGUAAAUAUUUUAUUUUUCAUUAACCAAGCUAAUGAUUAGCAAAGCUAAUGAUCAGAAACUAAAUGUCACGUGCCUGUCACAAAUAACCCAUGUUAUUUGAAUAUAUAAUGCAUUUCUGGCAGCACCAUUUUUGUCCUUUGCUGAUAAAUUGGGCAAUGUCAAAUAAAAUCAGGUUUUCUAUUUCGAAUUAGC